Messenger RNA from Aethalodelphis obliquidens (Pacific white-sided dolphin), 2555 nucleotides. RefSeq names its product NHL repeat containing 2 (gene NHLRC2). Gene Ontology annotation, molecular function: protein binding. The coding region runs from base 215 to 2395 and encodes 726 amino acids. The record is from RefSeq and is a predicted model, not a curated record. NCBI's taxonomy places the organism in Eukaryota, Metazoa, Chordata, Mammalia, Artiodactyla, Delphinidae. The transcript is spliced from 11 exons.
GCGGGGUAGGUUGGGACGGUAGUUUAAUUACGUGCCGGGGAAUUGCGUCAAUUUGUACUUUAGCAUUUGAAAAAAGUGCUGUGAGCGUGGAGUGGGGCUGGUGGAGAGUGAGGCGAAUGUGCGGUUUUGAAACCAGAGGACCGUAAGUCCCUCUCCCUCCCAACGAGACCGUCCCGCGGGCUCUGCGGCCGCCUCUGGACCGUCCGGAGAGAACAUGGCGGCGCCCGGAGCCCGGAGCUGCAGCCUCUCGGGCCUGCUCCCGGCUCAGACCUCGCUGGAGUACGCUCUGCUCGAUGCCGUCACCCAGGAGGAGAAGGACAGCCUGGUCUACCAGUAUCUGCAGAAGGUGGACGGCUGGGAGCAGGACUUGUCAGUGCCCGAGUUUCCGGAAGGAUUAGAAUGGCUGAACACAGAAGAAUCUAUUUCUGUCUACAAGGAUCUAUGUGGAAAAGUGGUUGUCCUUGAUUUCUUCACCUACUGCUGCAUAAACUGUCUUCACCUGUUGCCUGAUCUUCAUGCAUUAGAGCACACAUACUCUGAUAAAGAUGGUCUUCUGAUUGUUGGUGUUCACUCGGCUAAGUUUCCAAAUGAAAGAGUCCUGGAUAACGUUAAGAGUGCUAUUCUUCGAUACAACAUCACCCACCCUGUGGUUAAUGAUGCAGAUGCCAGCCUUUGGCAAGAACUAGAAGUUUCCUGCUGGCCAACUCUGAUCAUACUUGGACCCCGUGGAAACAUGUUGUUUUCUUUGAUUGGAGAAGGACAUAGAGAGAAAUUAUUUUUAUAUACUUCAAUAGCUUUAAAAUAUUACAAAGACAGGGGACAGAUCAGAGAUAAUAAAAUUGGAAUAAAACUCUAUAAAGAUUCUUUGCCACCUUCACCAUUGCUGUUUCCUGGCAAAGUAACGGUAGACCAUGUUUCUAAUAGAUUGGUAAUAGCAGACACUGGACAUCAUAGAAUUUUGGUCGUCUGGAGGAAUGGACAAAUUCAGUACAGCAUUGGAGGACCCAACCCUGGAAGAAAAGAUGGAAUGUUUUCAGAGUCAACUUUUAACUCACCACAAGGUGUAGCCAUAAUGGAUAAUAUCAUAUAUGUGGCAGAUACAGAAAACCACCUUAUAAGAAAGAUUGACCUAGAAGCUGAGAUGGUGAGCACUGUAGCUGGCAUUGGAAUUCAAGGUACAGAUAAAGAAGGUGGAGCUAAAGGAGAAGAACAGCCCAUUAGCUCUCCUUGGGAUAUAGUUUUUGGAAGGUCAGGUUCAGAGGUCCAAAGAGAUGACAUUCUGUGGAUAGCCAUGGCAGGGACUCAUCAGAUAUGGGCAUUCCUGUUGGACUGUGGCAGAUUACCAAAGAAAAAUGAGUUAAAAAAAGGAACCUGCCUUCGGUUUGCUGGAAGUGGAAAUGAAGAGAAUCGAAAUAACUCAUAUCCUCACAAAGCCGGUUUUGCCCAACCUUCAGGUCUUUCUCUGGCCUCAGAGGAUCCCUGGAGCUGCCUGUUUGUAGCAGAUAGUGAGAGCAGUACAGUGAGAACCGUCUCGCUGAAAGAUGGAGCAGUAAAGCACCUCGUGGGAGGAGAGAGAGAUCCUAUGAAUUUAUUUGCUUUUGGUGAUGUUGAUGGAGUAGGAAUCAAUGCAAAGCUUCAACACCCACUUGGAGUAACUUGGGACAAGAAAAGGAAUUUAGUUUACGUGGCAGACUCUUACAAUCACAAGAUUAAAGUUGUGGAUCCAAAAACAAAAAACUGUACAACAUUAGCGGGAACUGGAGAUGCAAGUAAUGUUAUCGGUUCCAAUUUCACCGACUCAACUUUUAAUGAACCAGGAGGCUUGUGUAUUGGAGAGAAUGGUCAGUUAUUAUAUGUGGCAGACACCAAUAACCAUCAAAUUAAAGUGAUGGAUUUAGAAACAAAAACAGUUUCUGUGCUCCCAGUCUUCAGAUCUGAAAGUGCUAUGGUGGACGGCCCAUUCCCAGCAGAAAAACAGAAGACCUUACCCAGACUACCUAAAUCUGCUCCAGACAUUAGACUUUCCCCGGUGGCUGCAUCUCCAGGGCAAACUCUUCAGUUCAAGCUAAGAUUAGACCUCCCAUCAGGAACAAAGCUAACUGAAGGAGCACCCAGUUGCUGGUUUCUGUCAGCUGAAGGCAAUGAAUGGCUUCUUCAAGGACAGAUACCAUCUGGAGAGAUAGAGAGCAUUUCCAGUCAACCAACAAUCUCACUGCAGAUCCCUGGGGAUUGUUUAUCACUCGAAGCCGUUCUCUCUAUCAGCGUAUUUCUUUAUUACUGUAGUGCAGACAGCAGUGCCUGUAUGAUGAAGGGAAUUUUGUUCAGUCAGCCUUUACAAAUAACCGAUACACAACAAGACUACAUACCUCCAGUAGAACUCAAGUAUAUAUUUUAGCAAGCUGGCUAGCAUCCCAGUGCCUCCUGUUCUCCAUCCCCACCAUCACUGUGUAAUUUAUGAAAAGAAACUUUAUUUCUGCCUCUGGGUACCCAGAAACCCAUUGUUGAGUUCUAGCAACUGAUACUAAAAUAAAGCUAGGCUCCUUAUUUAUUUAUUA